Messenger RNA from Protopolystoma xenopodis, 213 nucleotides. NCBI's taxonomy places the organism in Eukaryota, Metazoa, Platyhelminthes, Monogenea, Polystomatidea, Polystomatidae. The record is from the annotation of a GenBank genome assembly.
AUGCCUCAACCGACCGCCCGAAGCAACCACUUUCUGGGCAGUUUCAUUGUUCUUUCGCGAUUGCACUCGCACCCUUUCAACCAUUCCAGCCGACUCAGACCCCCCCUUGGCGACGCCGAAGACCAGCUGUACGUACCGACUGGACAGUCUUCCCGGAAGGGCAGAAGAGCAAGUCAUUGUCCCUACAACUGGGCAAUACUAUUUAAACAAUAA